This is a messenger RNA of Acanthosepion pharaonis, 894 nucleotides long. NCBI's taxonomy places the organism in Eukaryota, Metazoa, Mollusca, Cephalopoda, Sepiida, Sepiidae. The record is from the annotation of a GenBank genome assembly.
AUGACGAAUAUGGCAAGGUCAGACAUCCUGAAUUAUCUUCUUUCUUUCGGGGCUGACGAGCAAGCACCGUCUAUACGCGCCGCCAGAGCUGUUCGGAGUUGGGUCAGAGGUGUUUCUUCAUUGUUUCAUUUUCUUUCUUUGUUUUUUUCGUCUUUGUUUCUAUACCUUUGUCCCUUCUUUUUCUCUAAAUCCUUCUUUCUAUCUAUUCCCCUCUAUCUCUCUAUAUCGUUGUAUCUCUCUAUCUCCUCAUUUCCCUCUAUCUCCUACAUCUUUCUAUGUAUCUCCUUAUAUUGCUCAAUUCCCCUUCUCUCUCUCUCCCCUUUCUUUCUCUAUCUGUUUAUCCUUAUAUCCUCUAUCUCUUCCUUUCUCUCUCUAUCUCCUCCUUUCUCUCUCUAUCUGUUUAUCCUUAUAUCCUUAGAUCUUUCUAUCUCUAAACUAUCUCUUUCUAUCUCUUUAUUUUCCCUUUUUCUAUCUAUUCUAUCUCUGUAUCUCCUUUCUAUCUGUCUUUUCCUUUCUAUCUAUCUCCUAUGUCAUUAUCUCCUUUUUUUCUAUCUCCUUCUUUCUAUCUAUACCUUUCUAUCUCUUCCUCUCCCUCUUUCUCUCUAUCACGCCUUCUAUCUAUCUAUCUAUCUAUCUAUCUAUCUAUCUAUCUAUCUAUCUAUCUAUCUAUCUUUCGUCAUGUUUGUGACGGGCAAAUGUGAGCGUGUACGGCUCAGGCCCUCAAGUUCCGCUGGUAACUCCAUCACCACAUUCAAAAGAACCACUCUCUCUCUCUCUCUCGCUCUCUCUCUCUCUCUCUCAUUAUCAGAGCUUGAAGCACUUCACACGUGUUCAGUGAGAGCUUGUAUGUCUGGACACGUCACGAAUCAUCGCGUAAGUGCUCUUCCAUUCUGA